AUGGGAGAUUCCUUAGAGUCUCCAUCUUAAAAUCUAAUGAAAUCAGCAUAAGUUCAUAAGAGUUCGGUUCAUUUCCAGGAUAGCAAUCAAAUAAACAAGAAGGAUAAAAGUAAGUUAAUACAGAAUGAGGCUGACAAAUUUAAGUACUUAUUCUAGAUCCCAAACAUCAUUUCCGAUCCUAAAUUAGUGUAGAGAAGAAAGACUUUCGAGACCUUCACAAAGAAUUCCAAUUUGGAUAUAUAUUACAUGCAUUUGAAGAAGGCAUCAGGAAUAGCAAGGAGCAUAUCUCAGAAGGCAGACUAUCAGGAGGUGAUGCAAGAUUAGUUCGUACAUAAGUUGCACAAGAACAAAGGGUACAUAUUGACAAAUGAGUUGUGGUCGAAUAAACUAUUGAGUCAGGUGUCUGGUCAAUCCAGACUCAGAGAGUUGUCGUCAAUGUUACAACUGUAGAAGAUCAAGAUGAAUUCCGAGGAACAACUCAAGAACUAUGAGCAAUACUUUAAGCAGUUCGUGUAAGUCAAAUGUCAGGAUAAGGGAGAUAUGUCCAAAGCACUCAAUGACAUAGAUGAUUAGAUCACUCUCGAUUAGAGUAAUAAGGAGAGCAGAGUCCAAUCAAGAAAUCAUAGUGUUCCCAUGAAGUAGACUGAUCAAAGUUUUUUCUCGAGGGAAAUAAUGACUGCGUAGAUGGAUAAGAAAAGAGCAAUACAUUCCUUGCAUAGUAUAACGAAGAUCGCUGAGUUACUUAAGUAGUCUAAUGAGGAAGUGCAAUCAACUCAGGAGGUUGUAUCAAAAUUGAGGAGGUUUACAAAGGAGGAGGCAGAAAUUUAGAACAAACCGAAGUAGCUGAGAAUUAGGAGACUGUUUGCCGAAUAACUCAAUAAUGUAAUUAAGAAUUCAAAGAAAAUAAUUUGAUUUUAUUAUUCAUGUUAUGAUAAUAAUCGAGUGAA
Messenger RNA from Paramecium tetraurelia, 947 nucleotides. RefSeq lists its product as uncharacterized. NCBI's taxonomy places the organism in Eukaryota, Ciliophora, Oligohymenophorea, Peniculida, Parameciidae. The transcript has 2 exons. The record is from RefSeq and is a predicted model, not a curated record.